AUGACCGCUGCCUUGGUGCGCCGCAGGGUCAUCCUGCUCCUCGUGGCCGUGGCCAUGAUCGCCGCCGCCGCCGUCGCCAUGGACGGCGUGCCGUACGAGCCCAUCUACCACAUCCGCCCGCCGAAGAACUGGAUCAACGACCCCAACGGCCCCUACCGCGACCCCGUCACCGGCAAGAUUCACCUGUACAUGCAGUACAACCCCAACGGCCCGCUGUGGGGUGACAUCGCCUGGUACCACGUCACGUCGGAGGACUACGUCAAGUGGACGCGUCCUGAGUCGCCGGUUGCCAUGUGGGCCGACAGGUGGUACGACCGGUGGGGCGUCUACUCCGGCACCAUGAUGAACAACAACUAUAGCGAGCCGGUCAUUGUGUACACCUGCACGGAGCCGGAGAACAUCCAGCGCCAGUGCAUCGCCAACCCGCCCAAGUCGGACCUGCACGGCAAGCGCACCCUCGACACCCUCGUCAAGAGCCCGCUCAAUGCCAUCAUGUCGGAGGACAUGAUCCCUGGCCUCGUCGCUUUGGAGAACUUCCGCGACCCCACGGAGUGGUGGCUGGACCCCACGCACCCGAAUCGCUGGCUCAUCGGCUUUGUGGCCCGCAUCAAGGACAGCGAGGGCGACAACGCGCACGUCAUCCUCUUCUCCACCGAGGACCCAAGCUUCCAGAGCGGGUACAGCUUCUCCCACAGUCUCUACACCUACAAGUACGACCUGGACCGAAUGUUUGAGUGCCCCGACUUCUUCACGCUGGCCCAGGGUGGCGAGCACUACCUCAAGCUCUCCACCAUGCCCUCGCACCGCGACUACUUCGUCUACGGCGCCUAUCAGGCUGACCCGGUAACCGGCAAGUACGUCUUCGUCGAGGACCCCGAGCGCAGCUUCACCUUCGUCGACUACGGCCCGCUCUACGCCUCCAAGACGUUCUACGACCCCAUUCUCAACCGCCGCACCAUGUGGGGCUGGACCAUGGAUGAGCUGAGCGACACGCAGGUCCGCGCCAACGGCUGGUCCGGCGUGCAGAACAUGCUGCGCACGGUAGUGUACGACACCGUCGAACAGAAGAUCAAGACGCAGCCGGUGCCAGAGACCAAGGGCCUGCGCCUCCACAAGCUCGUCGACAUGAAGGGCAUCGCCGUCACCCAGACCCCAACGCAGAUCGUCGCCAGCAACACCAACAACACGCUCUACCACGAGAUCAUCGCCCGCUUCACUCUAGCCGACCCCGCCACCUUCGCCGCCGACGCCACCUACGCCGACGACAGCGAGGUGCCAGAGGUGGGCGUAAUGGUCCGUGCCAACGCGAGCCUCGGGCAGUACACCACCGUCUCCGUCCGCAUGCCCACCGGCGGCCCCAGCCCCUCGGAGAGCACCCAGCAGCUGGAGACGUACCCCGCGAUCAAGGUCUUCCCUACCCCCACAGCCGCCAGCUGCAGCGCCGAGUGCAACAAGAUGCGCCUGUGCGAGUCCUACACCUUCAGGGAGAGCGACAAGAACUGCACGAUGUACUGGAAGACCAACCCCAUGGGCGCCAGUGCCGAUGCCACCAGCGGCACCGUGCGCGAGCCGCUGCUGUACCUUGGCCGCACCCAGUCCGGCACCAUCGGCAACACUGCGCCCCUGCACGGCCGCGCGCCCUUCGCCACCGCCACACCCAACGGCUUCGAGCUUCACAUCUUCGUCGACGACAGCGUGCUGGAGGUCUUCAAGGACGAGGGCCUCGAGACCCUCACCGGCCGCCUCUACAUCGACAACGGUGCCGACACCACCGGCGUCGCCGUCUACGCGCGCAAUGCCGGCACCGUCACCGUCGACAUCGAGGUCUACACGAUGGACACCAUCUGGAAGGCGCCCACGCCCAACGCCGCCAGGAACUUCACCAAUUCGCUCUACAACCUGCUCGACACGCUCAUCGAUGUCUAG
Molecule: messenger RNA, 1926 nt
Organism: Leishmania braziliensis MHOM/BR/75/M2904
Lineage: Eukaryota; Euglenozoa; Kinetoplastea; Trypanosomatida; Trypanosomatidae
Product: putative beta-fructofuranosidase
Exons: 1
Coding region: 1-1926 (641 amino acids)
Biological process (GO): carbohydrate metabolic process
Molecular function (GO): hydrolase activity, hydrolyzing O-glycosyl compounds
Source: RefSeq, a predicted model, not a curated record